AUGGUUUGCUUGGGGGCGAGGGGUUGCCUGACAGCGGCUCUGUCUGCAUCACGCACUGGCAUUCCUGCUCAGUUGGCCUCGCGUGUGUUUGUCGUUUGUGACGCCGGUUUUAUCCCGUGUAUAGUUUCCUUCGUACUGCUUUGUCGCCGUUGGCUCGGGUGGGCGGGAUCCAUGUGCAUGGUUGCGUGUCUUGCUUCAUUGGAAAAGAGGUUUUUACCACCCACUAUUUCUUUUUGUGCCUACGGCGAGGGUUUUGGGCUGCCGGAGGGGUGGGGUGCUUCAGCUGGCAUGUUGGACUUUGUGGAGCGGGGUGGGGUCGUUGGCGUCGCUUUUGCAGUCGUGGGGACGUCUAGGUGUGGAGCAUUUGUUCCUGAUGGGAAGCUUUACUUGAAUUAUAAAAAUGGUGAUACGGAAGAGGAGGAAAAUUCCCACAGCGAAUCCUCAAAGGAAAGUUUCAAUAUAACGCUUUGUCCUCAGGACAGUCCUGCAUGCAAUUUUGCUUUCCUAAGGGGGAGAGGCUGCAGUGUACCCAAGAUACAAGUUUGUGUCCGGAAGCGGCCUCUGAGCAUUAAGGAGAUAUCUCAGAGUGACCCAGAUGUCAUUGAGAUAUCCCAACCAGGUCAUGUGACUGUUAACGAGCCUCACUAUCUCGUAGAUCUAAGCGAAUUCGUUGAGUCUCAUACAUUUCGUUUGGAUCACACUUUCGACGAGACAGUUUCCACAACGAAAAUGCUUGACCAUGUGCAGAUAUAUCAGAAGACAGCUGCUCCUUUGGUCCGAUCAAUUUUCCAAGGAUCUAUGGCAACUUGUUUUGCCUAUGGCCAAACUGGCUCCGGAAAGACCUUCACAAUGAGUGGUCCAGUUGAAGCAGACAACACUUAUCGGCUACUUGAAAAAGGUCUCUACGGAAUGGUCUACGAUCUCCUAAACCGUCGAAGUGUGGUGCGAGUUCUGGAGGACGCAAGUGGGGCAGUACGACUGCUUGGUCUCAGCGAGAUCGGCGUGGACACCUCGGAGGAGACGUUAACUCUACUGAAACGCUCUUGCCGACUUCGAACCAGUGGUCAAACUGCUCUAAACCUCACCUCCAGUCGAUCACAUGCCAUCUUUCAGAUAAGUCUGCGUUCUGGAGCCUCUCUGAUUGGUCGUUUCUCCUUGGUCGACCUAGCUGGCAACGAACGCGGCUCCGACCUCCCCAUUGCUGGCGCCGGGACCAGUUCCAGUAUCGCUAAGAGGCGUCGCAUCGAAAGUGGGGAGAUCAACAAGAGCCUCCUGGCUCUCAAGGAGUGUAUUCGCGCGAUGUGUCGCCUUCCUCGUGGAGGCGGGGCCGGUGCCACUCGCCUACCCUUCCGCAAUAGCAAACUGACACAGGUGUUGCGCGAGUCCUUUGUGGGACGGCGGGCGCGCACCUGCAUGAUCGCCACGGUGGCGCCGGGACUGAGUUGUGCUGAACACUCACUCAACACUCUGCGCUACGCCCAGUUGGUGAAGCGUAUGCCACCGUUUGAGUGCUGGCCGAAGGUAGCCGCCCAUACUGCACAAGUGGCGAGAUCGCCCACUCUCCUGUCUCUCCCAACCCAUCCCUCCGUGGAUGCUAACACAAAUGGAGUUGGAGGUGGGGCUGGCGGUGGGGUUAGGAGAAGCUGUAGCCAGGGGAGCUUCGAGUCUGCCUGCUCCUGUUGCUCAUGCUCUGUGGAGGACUCUUGUGAAGCUAAUCUCACUGCGGCCGGUGAUGCAGUGAAUACUUCAUCAGUCUGUGUUCCACGAACCUUCUCUGAUCUGGUUUCUCGGCACCAACAACUACUGAAGAAACUGCCAACAUGGGUGUCCACCCACCAACAACUUCUGGAACGGUGCAGAGAGGAUCCAAAAGCCUAUACGGAAAAGGUCUUCCAGUUAACAAGCAAACAGAUCAAACAUCUCGCGGAUCUACGAUACAUGGCACAAAACUUAAAUGAGGUUCCCGCGCGUGGAUCCAGUUCAUUGAGUCACUGA
This is a messenger RNA of Echinococcus granulosus, 1995 nucleotides long. Its product is annotated as Kinesin-like protein Klp10A. The record is from RefSeq and is a predicted model, not a curated record. Gene Ontology annotation, molecular function: microtubule binding; microtubule motor activity; ATP binding. The transcript has 14 exons. Gene Ontology annotation, biological process: microtubule-based movement. The coding region runs from base 1 to 1995 and encodes 664 amino acids. Lineage: Eukaryota; Metazoa; Platyhelminthes; Cestoda; Cyclophyllidea; Taeniidae.